Molecule: messenger RNA, 3134 nt
Organism: Hevea brasiliensis (rubber tree)
Lineage: Eukaryota; Viridiplantae; Streptophyta; Magnoliopsida; Malpighiales; Euphorbiaceae
Product: putative pentatricopeptide repeat-containing protein At1g64310
Exons: 3
Coding region: 928-2595 (555 amino acids)
Biological process (GO): RNA modification
Molecular function (GO): RNA binding; protein binding
Source: RefSeq, a predicted model, not a curated record
GAGCUAUCUGAGUACAGUACUUUUUGAUUGUGGAUGAUGUGAAUUUUGUGACAAUGGGAUGAAAAUUACUGUGUUAAGCAUAGUGUUUCUUACUUUAUGUUUAUCAUUUUUUCAUGGUCUGAGAGAUGGCAGGAGGAGUUUAUUGCAAGUUUUUGAGUUUGGAAAUGGCCUAAUGGAUGCAGUUACAGCCAGAGUUAGCAGAAUUGUGAUGGUUGCUGGCAGAAAUAAGUUUCAAUUCUGAACCUAAGGUUGAGAAUUCCAUCACCGCCACUAUAUCCUAAUCAAAGAUAGACAAGCAUCCUAGUCAAAGAUAGACAAGCAUCAUGUGGUUCCGUGGUGGUCAGGUCGGGCCGAGGAGUUUAUGUUUUAGCUUGGUGCUUCAUGAGCAGAUCAGCUCACCUGCUAGUACAUAUAUUUUGCCUUGAAGCGAAGACAGUAGCUUGACGAGAAAGCCAAAUACUGAUGAGUAAUAAUCUAUUAUCUAUGCCAAUUUUGUCUGUCCUGUUCAGUAGAGGUAAACAUUGCAACUGAAGCAUGGAACGCUUUAGCAAUGACUGAUACAAUUUCACGAAAGUUUCAAUCAGAUUGUGCUUAUAGCGGUCUUGAUACUCAAACUUAUUCUUUGAGGACUAAGUUGUAGACUUCAUCUAUAAUCAGAUGUUGAGGCCACAAGACAUAAAUAUGCUAUUUACUACCAACCAACGAGAAUGAAAAAUGGCCUUAUAAGUGGAGAACACCAAAUCAGGACCAGUAUAGCUGAACAGGCCAUUUUGGUUCAAAGAGGGCAGCCCACCCCAAUUUGAGAUCCAGUUUAAUUAAAAAAAACGAAAAAAUCCAGAGACGCAACGAUCUUGAAAGUUGAAACUGGCCGGAAACCCCACGCUAACCUUCUUUCACUUUCUAUUUCGGCAAACACGUCCCCUUGAAAUGUUUAUUCAAUAUCCCUCGCUGCUCCUGGAGCUUGCGAAGUCCCAUCAAACGCUAUCAAUAACCAAGCAGUUACAUGCUUCGAUCACCAGAGUCCACCUCUCACAUGACUCGUUUUAUGCUACUAAAAUUCUAAGAUUCUACGGCUUGAACAAUGACCUUCGCUCUGCUUGCAACCUGUUCGAUAAAACUCCUCAACGCAGCGUUUUCCUCUGGAAUUCCAUGAUUCGAGCUUUUGCCCGAGCCCACAAAUUUGAUGAAGCGCUAUCGCUGUAUACAAAGAUGCUAGGAACCCAAAUCAGACCCGAUAACUUUACUUAUGCGUGUCUUAUACGAGCGUGCCAUGAAAACUUUGAUCUGGAUGGUUUGAGACUUGUACAUGGAGGAGUAAUUGUUUCUGGGUUGGCAUUGGAUUCUUUUUCCUGUAGUGCACUGGUGACAGCUUAUUCAAAGAUGGGCCUUGUUAGCGAAGCAAGCAAGGUGUUUUCCGGGGUAUCUGAGCCGGAUUUGGUUCUAUGGAAUUCUAUGAUUUCUGGCUAUAGUUUUUGUGAAUUUUGGGCUGAAGGGUUGCGGUUGUUUAAUAGGAUGCGAGAGAAUGGGAAGCAGCAGCCAGAUGGUUACACUUUGGUUGGGAUCAUCUCAGGUUUUAUGGAUUUUAGUCAGCUGGGAAUUGGCCUAGGGAUUCAUGGGCUGUGCUUGAAAAGUGGUUUUGAUUGCAGUGCUUAUGUAGGCAGUGCACUUGUAAGCAUGUAUUCAAGAUUCAAAUGCAUGAAUUUAGCAUAUGGUGUUUUUAUCAGCUUAUGUCAGCCUGAUUUAGUUGCAUGGUCUGCUCUGAUAACUGGAUAUUCUCGGUAUGGAGAUCAUAAGAAGGCACUGUUUUUCUAUAGGAAUCUAUCCGUGGAAGGCAAGAAGUCAGAUUCCAUUUUGAUUGCCAGUAUAUUGGUGGCUGCUGCCCAUUUGGCAGAUGUAAGGUGUGGUUCUGAGAUACAUGGUUAUGUUCUUCGACAUGGAUUUGAAUCUAAUGUCAAGGUUUCUUCGGCUCUCAUAGAUAUGUAUUUGAAGUGUGGUUUUGUAGGACUUGGGAUUCUUGUCUUUGACAAUAUGUCCAACAGAAAUGUUGUGUCCUAUAAUUCAGUAAUUUCAGGUCUUGGUUUGCAUGGACUUGCUGUUCAGGCUUUCAAACUAUUUGAGGAGAUGAUAGAGACAGGGAUGAAACCUGACGAAUCUACAUUCUCUUCCCUUCUUUGUGCAUGCUGUCAUAGUGGCCUAGUCAAAGCUGGGCGGGAAGUUUUCAGGAGAAUGAUGGAUGAAUUUUGCAUCCAACCUAAAACUGAGCAUUACGUUCACAUUGUAAAACUCCUAGGGACGGUUGGGGAAUUGAAAGAGGCAUACAAUUUUAUCUUGUCCUUGAAACAGCCGGUGGAUUCUGGAAUUUGGGGAGCACUUUUAUCAUGUUGUCAUAGUCAUAGGAGUUAUGAGUUGGCAGAAAUAGUAUCCCAGCAUCUCUUUGAUAAUGAGCCCAGAAAAGGUGCCUACAGAGUGAUGCUUUCUAAUAGUUAUGCAGGUGAUGGGAGGUGGGAUGAUGUAAAGAAGAUGAGAGAUGAUAUGGACAAUGUUGGAGUAAGGAAAAUUCCUGGUGUCAGUUGGAUUGGAGGUAGUUGCAGUUAAUCAAUGAAAUGAUUGAUUGUAUCUCAGAUUGUCGUCAAAUCAGAUCAUGCACAGGAAGCUUUAUCCAGAGAUAUGUUGAGGAAACUAGAGAUGGUCAUUGGUGAACUGGGAGGAGACUUGGCACUGUGAUGACCAAUGGUUUUGCAGCAACAGCGGAAGUUAAACUCUUAUCAUCUCUCAUCCUUGAGCCUGCCACUUAAUGUAUGAACACGAGUUUUUCCUUAGAACCUCUCAUAUGCUGCAAUCUGACCCACAUGGAACAAUUGUAGAGGAAGCCUGCAGGCGUGCAAAAAUAUCAGCCUCACAAGCAAAAGAAGAUGAAUAUGCAGAAGAGAAGAGGAAGUAGAUGAGAUGUACACAAUUGUAAAAUAACAAAAAAAAAAAAAAAAAGGUGCUUGUUAAGAGAUAUUUUAGUAAAUGGCUGAAUGAAACCAGAGACUGCAGUGCAGAGUGUAGAGGCAGUAGGGCAUGCCCAUAGCUGCUUUUCUUGGUCUAAAUCCCAAACCAGAAUAAGACAAUAUUAAACUGAAAGAAGGGGG